AUUAGGAUUUCUUUAUUGGCAAACAUCCUCUUCGCUUGGAGAUUUCUGCAAGACGUUCGAACCCUCUCGAGUAUUUCAAUGCAAUACCUCCUUAUAUCGGCACAAGUAAUGUACCCUGAUUGGUCCGGCUACAAACCACUGCCAGGCCGACCAAAACUUUAUGCUUGUGCUGCUGCACCAAUUCUCCUUAGUCACGAAUGAUACACCUCAACCGUUAUCAAAGAAUCACCAGUUGGACGAUAUACAGAUCCUCGGACGGCUGCACUGAGGAGUUGACCCUCGCUCCCGAUACCUCUGACUUGCCUUUCGUCGACAAAGCCCGACACAUUUGAAGCCAACGACACCAAGCGCGACCCUUAUCGCCCAGUACACAGAAGCAAGGACUACAGACUGGGAAACUGACAAUGCUAGUGAUGCUACCUCCCAACCUUUUCAUGUCAACAUACUUUUCUUUGACUGGCUCACAUAUAGUGUCAGUACGAGUCAGCGAGCUGCCCAACCUUUGACCUCGCACAGACUUGAGGACAAGAAAUGAAUGCGUGGCUUUUUGUUUCGCUGGAAAAAGGGCGGGCGCACGACCCACGCCUACAUAGCAGCAUUGGCGAGGCUGAGCUCAAGUCUCAUGCUACCAGGUUUUCCAAGGCUCGUCUGCGAAAGAAGAAAUUGCAGGUGCUCAAAAAGUCCAUUGAACCCUUCCCCAUCACACCCAAAGAAGAUGUCAGUGACAAGUCGCUCUCACACGAAGCUCUCUGGCACCAACCACAGCAGCUUGUGCCACCUUCAUUUCAUCCCCAAACUACCCUAGCACUUAGUGGGUGCCAUACAUUCGCCCCAGAACACAUGAAAGAUUUAGCCCCAGCAUUGCAACAAGCUCUCGAGUAUGCUUACGAAGUGCUGUGGCCGAUGAAUUCCCCGGCCAUACAAGGGUCGUCCUUGAAGGCUACGAUUCAGUUCUGGCGCGCGGCUGGGGUCCAGUGUCCUUUGACCUUCUACUCCCAAGUAUCUAACGCUGCCACCCUGUGCCUAGCCAAGGCAACAGACGCAGUCUACGUGAGACAAAUGUCCACCUUGCGCACCAUCUACCAAAGUCGUGCUAUUCAUCUGAUUCAAAAGGCGGUCGGAGAGCUGGCUGGACCUCCAUCUUUCACUUUAAUAAGUUGUAUCAUGAACAUGCACGGACAAGGGGGGCAGGUCCUUGAACCUACGUAUUGUUCGCUGGUACCCGAGUCCCCGAUCUUUGCGGCGUUCAACCUGAAGCUGUAUGGCCGGUUUGCAUACCCUCCCCAACAUUUCCCUGCUCUGACAGAGUUGCUGAGGCAACGAGGUGGAAUCAGUACCCUUCCACCGGGCGUUGCAAACCCUCUUCAACUGGCUGAUCUCGCAAGCGCAAAUCGCACCUUUACCUCCCCGAAGUUCCCCUUGCUGAGCUGCAUCUCCCAGAUGGCUAGCCACCAUGCUGCACAGCAUGAUGAUCGUGCUCUGGGCUUGCUGGGGACUCUGGGCAGUGGCUUCUCGGCAUGUAUGGGAAGUGAUGACACUGGCAUGUUUUCAGUACUAUCAGAAGCGUGCCAGUUGACGGCGUCCAUUGACCAAUACCAUCGCGAGGUGGGCCUCAGACUUCCUCUCCACGUUCUUGCGGUCAAGGCCAUUGCAUUUCAACAUCGGCUGCUGACGUUACCACCAUGCCUGUCGGAUUGUGUGGAUUUGUCACCAUGUUCGGCCGACGCUAUCGUGUACCAGGCGAUUCGUUUCACGACAUUGAUAUAUAGUGACUUUAUGAUAUUUCCCAGCGCCGAAGUAAGACAAGGUCGAUCACGGCUGGCGUCUUGUCUAAGAGAGUGUCUACUUCGGUGGUUGGACGCGCGAGGCGAGAUGCUUGACGGUCAGAAUGUCUACCAAGACCUCCUACUAUGGUGCUUGGUUCUUGGAGGCGUGGCUUCAUCCAACACAUCUCAUCGAAGCUGGUACGUCAAACAAGUGGCUGAGCAGCUUCUAGCUCGCACCAUGACCUGGGGUAUGCUAGAGACGACUCUGUAUCGGUUUUUGUAUUGGGACUAUGUAUUUUCUGGUUUAGUGACGAAUCUCUGGAUGGAAGCACGAUCUCUAGGGACACACGAAGGUUUGGAGCAGGUCCAUUGGAUGGUUGACAUGGGUCUUUGUGAACCUGCGACUCUUGACAUUGGGGGAGUGCGGUCAUUGAAGGGGGCCCUCUCCGAAACUCGUGUGAUUCAUCGCUAGUGUUGCUUGCGGAAGAUUGGGGCCAUCGCCAUCCAGAUUGUACUGAGAAGUGCAACAGAGGGUGAGUUGAUUAAAGGAUAUCUAGGUGUGUCUGGACAUCUGGACAUCUGGACAUCUGGACCUCCACGGCUAGUUUC
Exophiala mesophila is the source of this 2375-nucleotide messenger RNA. RefSeq lists its product as uncharacterized. The record is from RefSeq and is a predicted model, not a curated record. The transcript has 2 exons. Lineage: Eukaryota; Fungi; Ascomycota; Eurotiomycetes; Chaetothyriales; Herpotrichiellaceae. The coding region runs from base 532 to 2238 and encodes 568 amino acids.